Molecule: messenger RNA, 1594 nt
Organism: Gasterosteus aculeatus aculeatus (three-spined stickleback)
Lineage: Eukaryota; Metazoa; Chordata; Actinopteri; Perciformes; Gasterosteidae
Gene: scamp4
Product: secretory carrier membrane protein 4
Biological process (GO): protein transport
Cellular component (GO): trans-Golgi network membrane; recycling endosome membrane
Source: RefSeq, a predicted model, not a curated record
AUACAAACCAAAGGGUGUCACGUUGUAGUCACGCGUUUUCCGUUUACCGCUCUUGCGAAUCCUGGGAGUUGUAGUUCUUCAGCCCCCGGAGCGCGUUGGCUGAAAGAUGUUCAAAACUACAAGCCCUACGAUGUUGCGCAGGCGCAGUAUAUUUGAGGGGCUCAGAAAAAGCACAUCGUAAAUGAUUCCCGGACCCCUGCAGUUGUCGUCGAAAACGUAGAGACAAACGCCGUACUCUGGGAGAAAUUGGAAAUUUAAGAUGGGAGGUACCAAAAAAACAUAUUUUAUCAGGGAACAGCAUGAUGCAUAAUGCAGCAUAUGUUCAGUAAUCGGGUGAAUAACUUCCCUCCAUUGCCUCCGUUCAUGAGAAUAAAGUCAUGUUUUUACCAGAACAUUGAAGAGGAGAUUCCUGAACUUUACCAGCAGUUAGUGAAAAGAAUCUACACCCUUUGGAUGAUGUAUUCAGGCACACUAUGUUUGAAUGUGAUCUCAUGUGUUGCCUGGUGGGCAGGAGGGGGAAGUGCAGCCAACUUUGGCUUCUCCCUCCUUUGGUUGAUCCUCUUCAGUCCGUGUAGUUACACCUGCUGGUUUAGACCCCUCUACAAAGCCUUCAGAGCCGACAGCUCGUUCAACUUCAUGGCCUUCUUCUUCAUCUUCUUCCUCCAGUGUCUCUUAGCCCUCAUUCAGACUAUUGGAAUACCUGGAUGGGGGACAAGCGGCUGGAUUGCCACCGUGAUGUUUUUCAGCUACAAUGUGGGCUCAGCUAUUGUGAUGCUUAUCACCACUCUGCUCUUCACUGCGGUCACGGCUCUAAUGGCCCUAGUCCUUAUCAAGGUGCACAGGAUGUACCGUGGCGGCGGCGGCAGCAUGAAGCGCGCUCAGGAGGAGUGGAGCACCGGCCUGUGGAAGAGUGCCCCAGUGAGAGAGGCGGGCUUUAAUGCUGUCACCCAGACAGCCCAAGGUCCCAGUUUACCCCAGUACCCGGCGGCAGUGCCCAGUUACCCCGACAACAGCCACUGGGGGUAACUGGGAGUCAUGUCUAGAUGGAGACACACAGCUCUAUUUCAUUGUACCCGCUUGUGACCAAAGGUUAUAUCUUCCAACAAUGCCAUUCCAUUUCAGGUUGUGUUUACAUCUAGUUUAUUUAAAUGAAUGAGAGACACUUUUAUGCUCAAAAUUGUUGCAAAGAUGCAAUUGUGUAUCAGUAGGGCGAGUGCCUUAUAAACUUUGAUAGUUUCAUCAUACUAGGAAUGGUACUGUGCCAAACAACCACCCCCUUAUCCCUUUCAUAACAAUAGAGCCCUAAAGAACCAUCGGAAUUCUGUUGGGUGUAUUAUUCUCUUUAUUUUUGAUACUCAGUGUCACCUGCUCUGGCUGUAAUUUCUUGAAAUGCGCCUUAAUAUUGCCUGAUAUCUUUAAAAUAUCUUGCAUGACUUUUGCCUUAAAAAGCCUUUUUGUUGUGCAUUUGUGCUUUCAGUGAACAGCAAUUGGAAACAUUUACUCUCCUUCCCUCUGAUUUCUCAUCGAUUCACCAAAUCGCUUCUCUCCCUCUGCAUUAAUUGAAUUGUGUCAUAAAAAGUAGAUGUUGAGUUUU